Messenger RNA from Lingula anatina, 1057 nucleotides. RefSeq lists its product as uncharacterized. The record is from RefSeq and is a predicted model, not a curated record. Lineage: Eukaryota; Metazoa; Brachiopoda; Lingulata; Lingulida; Lingulidae.
GCUUCACGCAACAUCCAGUCCCAUAUCUUAACGGCUUACUAAUCGAUAUCCUAGUACAUGUAUGAAGAGCUCGACAUUAACAAAGAUAAAAAUGCAGAGCAGUAAGAAAUAUAAAACACAGAUUGAAGACAAAGACAUUCCCCCGACAAAGGAAACAACGCCCGCACCCUGUGACGAGUCAGAUGUGAGUCAUCAGAGGGCUGAAAAGUCCAUCCUUGUCCUGAGAUCAAAGUUAAACGAUGUCUUUUUGCGCCAGGAAGAGACCCUUGUUAAACUGAAGACGAUGUGUUUGGAAAUUGGAAAUUCUCUCGGUGGACCUCUACGCUGGAGACAGAAAGAAUACAUGGAAAACGUGAAAAGAUAUCUCUCAAACAAGGAAGGAGAGAGUUGUAUUGACGUUGCCUUCAUGUCGUUCAAUUGACUGAAUGUCACAUGCCUUAAAUCAACACUCCAUUAGAAAUACGGCCAAAUAUGUGUGCAAUACGAAAUUUAAAGGACGAGCUAAAAUUACUAAUGCAUUUUCCACUAACAACAAUGGAUCCUGAGCUUCAAAAAAAAGUGGAAGCGUUCACUCCCCGCCCUCAAGGAUUUUUUUUAAUGUUUGGGUAUUUUAUAUAAUAUAAGUUCUGCCGUGAGUUUCAAAGACUGCGUCCACUCUAAGAAUAUAGAUGCAUGAUGUGAACUGAAUAUCAGACUUUGUUUUCUUCUAGCCGACAUUCUGCACUGGAUGAUUUACUCUCCAAACAAUCAACGUAGGCCCCUUAUCGGGCAUCUGUGGACCCUACCUCUUUGGUGUAUAGCGGUUAAGAAUUAGGAAAGUUUUUCACAAUAGUACAUCAAUCUAUUUUGUUUUCUUUAUGUUUUUCUCUUCUCGUGUGAGAUUGGGAAGUAAAUCGUUUGUUUAAGGAUAUUGUAACCGUUUAUUGUCGUCCAAAUAUCGAAAAUAAUUUGUAUCUGAUAUCUAUCUGUUCAAUAAUGCAACUAUCUUUGUGCUGAUUUAAAACGAUGAAAAAAACCUGAAUAUAUAAAAUAUCGGUGUUUAUAUUUUUCGUUGUAA